Wallemia mellicola CBS 633.66 is the source of this 991-nucleotide messenger RNA. Its product is annotated as ribosomal protein S2. Gene Ontology annotation, biological process: translation. Bases 72 to 953 code for a protein of 293 amino acids. NCBI's taxonomy places the organism in Eukaryota, Fungi, Basidiomycota, Wallemiomycetes, Wallemiales, Wallemiaceae. Gene Ontology annotation, molecular function: structural constituent of ribosome. The record is from RefSeq and is a predicted model, not a curated record. The transcript is spliced from 3 exons. Gene Ontology annotation, cellular component: ribosome; mitochondrial small ribosomal subunit.
UUUAUCGUUAAGUCUAUUACAUUAAAAUAAUUAUCAUAAGUUAUUGUCUUCUCUCUUGAUCUUAGCCAUCAAUGAAAGUUAUAUCAAAAGGAUUAAAAUUAACAGCUCGUAAUUUAAGUUCAUCUGCCAGAAGAUCUGUAGUUUACACAAGAGACGGUAAACUAGAGCACGACAGUAACGAACUUAGUUUAAAGCAAAGAUUAAUUCAAAAGGAUUUAAUUCAAUCGCUUGAACACCUCGGUUCAACUCAAAACUCUGGAAACGCAUACAAACCAUGGAAAACUAGACUACCAACUUCGCAACAACCAAUCGAUAAUGUUGUUAAUGCAUUAGCAGCUGCAGGUGCUCACCUUGGACAUGAUCACAGUGGAUGGAACCCUUCAAUGAAACCUUACAUUUAUGGUACUAGACAUGGCCAAUCAAUUAUCGAUUUAGAGCAAACCGCUAUUGCUAUAAGAAGAGCAGCUGCUGUCGUUAAAGGUGUCGUUGAACGCGACGGUAUCGUCCUUUUCGUCGGUGGAAAGACAAAAACAACUAUCGUUAAGAGAGCAACUGAGAGAGCAGCUGAGAGAUUAGAAGGCAAUGGUUUUUGUGUGCCAAACAACUGGCUUCCAGGUACUCUUACAAAUAGAUAUAGACUUUUACCAGGUGGAAAACUAGAGCAACCACCUCCAUUACCAGAUUUAGUCAUCUUCAGCAGUCCGAUGGUCUACCCACAUGCUCUCAGAGAGUGCGCUUUGACUAGAGUGCCAACUAUUGGUUUGAUAGACACAGAUGGUGACCCAAGGGGUGUAACAUACGCUAUACCUGCUAAUGACGACAGUGAGAGAGCUGGUGAACUCAUUAUAAACCUUCUCGCUGAGGCAGGAAGAGAAGGUCUCCUUGUCAGGAAGGAAAUUGAGGAGAGCAGACAGAAGGCACAAAGGAAUAGCAGAAGAAAGCAAAUCAACUAGUUAAUAAAACCCCACUCUGUUGCAUACAUUUAGAUUUA